This is a messenger RNA of Myxocyprinus asiaticus (Chinese sucker), 1526 nucleotides long. RefSeq names its product nuclear receptor coactivator 7-like. Gene Ontology annotation, biological process: response to oxidative stress; regulation of transcription by RNA polymerase II. Gene Ontology annotation, cellular component: nucleus. The transcript is spliced from 6 exons. NCBI's taxonomy places the organism in Eukaryota, Metazoa, Chordata, Actinopteri, Cypriniformes, Catostomidae. The record is from RefSeq and is a predicted model, not a curated record. Bases 68 to 721 code for a protein of 217 amino acids.
GAGAACUCAGACAGAAUCAAGACACUUUUAAGGCAACUCUUAGACAUCAGAAAGACCCUCAGUAGACAUGAGGCCAAUACCAGAGAGCAUGAAGGUUUUAUACUUUGCCAGAACUUCUGAAGAGCCUUUUGUAGAGAUAGUCACUGUUAAACCAGACAAGCGUCGACAUAGUCUCUGUAGCUCCACAGACUCUGAAUAUGAGGAUCUGCUGCCAGUUUUAAAAGACAACAGUCAGAUUUUGCAGGUGCACCAUCUUCAACAGCUUAUGAAUCAUAUUCCAGCGCGGACUCAAGGGUAUCCAUGGAAAUUAUUGUAUAGCACGGCGGAGCACGGCACCAGUUUGAACACGCUCUACAGACACAUGGCAGAAAUAGACAGGCCUGUUCUUAUGGUCAUCAAGGACACGGACAACCAGGUUUUUGGGGCAUUCUCUUCCGACCCUUUCAAAGUGAGCAGAUACUGUUACGGCACUGGAGAAACGUUCCUGUACAGCUUCAGUCCAGACUUUCAGAAAUUCUGCUGGAGUGGAGAAAAUUCCUACUUUGUCAGAGGAUUCCUCGACUCACUACAGAUGGGAGGCGGAGGUGGAUACUUUGGCCUGUGGUUGGAUGCCAACCUGUAUCACGGCUCAAGUUACUCGUGCAACACUUUCUACAACCAGCCGCUGUCACUCCAUCAUGACUUCACCAUUCAGGAUCUGGAGGUGUGGACCUUCAUAUGAGGAGAAAUCGAGAAUCUUCCCAGCAUGGCUAAAGGGGCUGGCUUUCACCAUUGCAUUGCAAUGAACCGUUCCAGCUCUGAAACUGCCGUAACUUAUCUCUCAGCUGAAAUGAUUAAAGGUAGAUCAAGAAAACAGGUUGGGGCAGGAUCACCGUUUGGUGUUGCCAGUUCCAGUAACUGUACAAAUCCAGUCAAAGUCUACAGAACUGACAAUACUGUAAACCAGUCUGCGAGAAUGAUGUAAAGCUUCCAGAAUGGCACAUACUGUAUAUUCACUGUUCCCAAACCUCCCGAGCUGCAUACACAGGGGAUCAUCUAUUUAAAAACUUACUAUUUAAGCUAAUAUUUGUGUGUGAUGGAAAUCCAGAUAAGUCACUUCAGUAAGGAUUCUGCCUUAGAAGCUAGCUCCCUGUGUAGGCCAUAGACAGCAAGGCAGCGCACUACUGUAAGUUUUGGAACAGAGCUCUUGAGUACUACUGAGAAAAGUCACUUUGCAAUAACAGUGCAUUUACUUUUAAAAAUGCACCAAACAGAGUACAAAUGGUUUACAUGUCAUACUACUAGUUGAUCUGUGUCCAGCGACCAGUGCAUUAAUGCAAAAGAAUGUGAAAAAAGGGUGUAUGGUGCGAUUUUACUACAAAUUACUGUAUUUUUGUACUUUAUUUAAAUAACUUCUUUGAACUAUGUAAAGUUGUCAAUUUUUUAAACGUUUAAUUAUUUUUAUGGAACAAGUUUGCAUUUCUCACGCAGUGCUGGCAUUGCAUUUGUGAGCUUUGAAACGUUCAAUAAAAAGCAUUGCUUUUGCA